AGCGAUUGACAGACAGCGAUCUCGUCUCGCAAUCGGGUUCCAACUCCGAUGUGGCCACGCCAGACUCGGAGGGACUCGGUAGGGAUUGAGUCCCAGCAACUUCAUUCGACCGACGUCCAUCAACCACCCUUCACAGAGCCACUUAUUCAACGGCGAGCCGCCGCGGCUCAGCAAGAUCCGAUCAUUCUCGCCUUUGCCUGAAGUUUCUUGCAUUUUAUGUCUUUGUUGGACCUCAUGGGGUCUUCACCGGUCCAGUAUCCUGGAUCGUCAUCACCAUCAUCCUCGGAGCUUUAUUACUCCGCAUCAUCACCACUCUCCUACCGUACCUGGGUACAGACGGGCGGACUGUGGGCUUGUAUGCACGUGACUCCAUUUGUUUACUUUUUUUCAGGGGUAGGCAGACACGCCCAAGCACACUUACAUCCGAAGCAACGAUGCUUCCAUUCUCAGAGAGUGUGGUGCAAGGCUGGCACGGCGUUCCUGCUGGUAAGGUUCUUUUCUGUCUUUUGGAUACGGCCGGUCGGCUCUCGGGGUGUGCAGGUACCGGAUGGACUUUUUGGAUUGGGUUGGACUGGGCUGGUAUCAACGGGUGAAAUAUGGGCUGGUCUUCUUACGAUUUCUUUGAGAAUACCUAUUACUUGGUGCUCGGGCCUAGGAGCGGAGGGCUGUCCUUCUCUUGGAUAUGGUGUGCUUAUCUAGUUCGUCCUCUUGGAAUAGUGAGCAUCGAAUUCGUGCAUGGUUUACCUUGCGUAUCCGUAUGUGUUGUUAUCUUUGCCUUGAGUUUAUUCUUUGCCCGGUGCAUAAUGGUCGAGAUGAUUCGUUUA
Chaetomium strumarium is the source of this 824-nucleotide messenger RNA. RefSeq lists its product as uncharacterized. Bases 217 to 699 code for a protein of 160 amino acids. The transcript has a single exon. The record is from RefSeq and is a predicted model, not a curated record. Lineage: Eukaryota; Fungi; Ascomycota; Sordariomycetes; Sordariales; Chaetomiaceae.